Messenger RNA from Impatiens glandulifera, 8516 nucleotides. Its product is annotated as serine/threonine-protein kinase ATR. Gene Ontology annotation, molecular function: protein serine/threonine kinase activity; protein binding. The transcript is spliced from 16 exons. NCBI's taxonomy places the organism in Eukaryota, Viridiplantae, Streptophyta, Magnoliopsida, Ericales, Balsaminaceae. Gene Ontology annotation, biological process: protein phosphorylation; telomere maintenance; DNA damage checkpoint signaling. The record is from RefSeq and is a predicted model, not a curated record. The coding region runs from base 36 to 8207 and encodes 2723 amino acids. Gene Ontology annotation, cellular component: nucleus.
AAGAAGAGAGAAGAGGAAGGCGGGAGGUUUCAGUAAUGUCGAAUCUUUCGAGUCUGAUUCAUGAACUCCGAGAACGAAUUGCAGCUUCUCCAUCUACGCCUCCCAGUAAGGAAGACGACGAAGCGCUUAACACCAGAUUCCGUGCUGUCAUUCCCAAACUAGUGGAUGAUUAUGUAGUCCCUUCUUCUACUGCCAACGAGAGAGAGGUCAUAGCCGUUCUGAAGCUAUUGAAUCAUAUCGCAAAGAACUUCCCAGGGGUUUUCUAUCACGGAAAACCCUCUUCUGUAUUGCCUGUUAUUGGACGCAUUUUGCCAUUCUUUGCUGAACCAGCAUUUCGCUCUCGACACGGUGUUGUUUUUGAAACAAUGGGAUCUUAUAUAUCCCUUUUGCGCACUGGAGAUCGUGAUGCAUAUCGUCAGUUUUUUGUGGACAUAAUGCUGGUUGUUAAAGAUGUCGUCUAUGUAACUUCAUGUUGUCCUGACAUAUUGGGAAAAGUACGUUUAAAGUGUUUAAGUGGUUCCUAUAGUGGUAUUUCCAAUGAAGAAACUGUUCCUACUGGUCUUCCUGAUUGCAAAUCUACUGGUCAUCCUGGUGUUAUGAUUGACCUAACGGGCAAACAGAGGUGGCUUCCAUUCGCUACUUGGAUUAUAAAGCUUAUAUGUAAAUGUUUGACUGAUGGAACUCUAUAUGUUGAAGGCCUCAUCAACAUUACUUUUUUUUCACAUGUAUUCAUACUCAUGUGUUAUGGAGAUGCUGACUUGCACAUGGCAUGUUUUGAUUUUGCUCGUAUCACAAGGACUGUAAUAGACUAUGAAGUUGUUCCUAGUGAGAGACUAAUUCACUCCAUAGUGGCUAUACUAGAUGAAGAUGAAGAGGGAAUUCCAUCAUUCAGAAACCGAGCAUAUGAUUCCUCAAUGGGGGGAUGCCUUCAUGCAUUGCAUUCAAGUUGUGCUGAUGACAUAGUCAAGUUGACUGCAGAAGAUUUGAUUGCUGUUUUUCCACAAGCUAUGCUGCGAACAGAAAGUCCAGAGCUUAAGGCUGCUUUGUGUAGUGCGUACGUCCGAAUUGUAAAAAACUGCUCUAUUCAUGUUUGGAGGCCUGAAACUCUUCUCCAUUUGCUUUGUUCACCAAAUGUCUGUAUAGAAAUUGUAGAUUGCAUUCAAGCAGCUUUUCCUCUUAUUUUUCCUGAUAUUGUUCCGAAGCCAAGAAACAAUGAUGGUGACAAACAUUUAUCAAUCUCAGUUCCUAACCAAUCAAGGAUCUCAAAAAGCGAGGGGAAAAGGCCACUUCAUGGUACAGACAUCUUAAAGAUAAAACGUCAAAAGAUACACCAAGAAGAUAAGGCAUCUAAUGAUACCUUUGACAAUGUGCUUAAGAGCACUUAUAGAUUUACUCUCAAAAGGGAAGAAGAAUAUGCUGAGUGCAUGCGCAAGUCACUUGCUUCUUUGGUUGUAUUUCUUAAUCCUCCUGUUGAUAAAACUAACAUAUUAACACCCGAAGUAUCCCUAACAGCUCUUAGCAUUCUUGGUAUAGCCUUUUCUAUUUAUCCUCGAGCAAACAUUUCACAUGACAUCUUUCAGCAGAUUUAUGCAUGGGUCCCUUGGAUGUGCGAGCAGGCGAUAGAAAGAAGCUCAAUUACAUUUGAUCUAUGCAUCUUUCUGGAAGCAGUUAACAGCAUAUUGUUCACCCAAAGCUUCCUUUCUGAGGACAAAAAAGUUUUUUGGAUUAUGGGUAAUGUAAAAGAUUUUAUGCCGUUGCUGAGACUUCCCUGGACCCACACUCUUGCCGUUUGUGAGCCUUAUUACAUGCGGAAGACAAAAUCUCUGGCUCUCCUAGUUCUAUCCAAGAUGGGAUGUUUGUCAGAAUGUGGAGAUGAUCUUGAUAUUUUAGAUAUGAGUCUUAAAGAUGAAGAUGAAGAAGUCAGAAAAGAAGCUAUUGGUUCACUGCCAUUAAUAGUGCUGUGGUCAGGUUUUUCUUUAAUGACUCGCAUAUUCAGAAUUCUGCAAUUACUCGGGAAAGAGAAAAGUGACAAUGUUAAGAAAGUGAUUCCCCCAUGUCUUGGAUACCUGGCAUGCCUCUGCGGGUCUUAUAAUGGCUUAGAUGGUUUUGGUGAAAGAAAAUGCAAAUUAUAUAUGAAGAAGGAAACGGAGACUCAUAUUUGGACUGUAAAUUUGUUAAGAGGAUUCUAUUGUUCAAAAUGUGAAAGGAAAACCUUCGAUGACCAAAACCUUUAUCCAGUGUUGAUGCAUCUAUCGGAAUACCAUGUGGCAAAUUCUUUUUUUGAUAUCAACUAUAUUAAUCUACAAUCACUUUUCUUUAAGCUUCUUUUUGAUGAGACCUCUGAGGAUGUGCAAGUUGCUUGUAUUGAAGCGAUGCAAAGAAUCAUUUCCCAUGGAACAAGAGGUAGUUUGCUUAAAGCAAAAUCUGAAUGGGCUAUGUGCAUCGAUAUCCUACUUAUUCACAAAAACAAAGCAGUAAGAGAAGCAUUCAGCGUGAAGUUUGGCUUCUUCCUAGAUGAGCAAAUUUUGGAUUGCUUAUUUGAUGAGGAGGUGUCAAGUGAAAGCAAGGAACAUAGGUUUUUAGGCAAGGUGAAAAAUGCUCUGGAAGCUGCUGAGGACCCCCAAAUCAUAGUGUCAAUUAUGGAAGCAAUUACGGAGAUUAUGACAUCCGUUGACAUUUAUAAUAAGGUGUUCUUGCUCUCUCUUAUUUUGCUAGUUAAUCAGCUUAACAGUCCAUUUGUAGCUGUGCGAAUGGAAGCCCCCAAGUUAAUAUGUAAAGCUUGCUAUUUCCAUGUUAAAGGAGGUUUAGAACAAAUCCUUUCAAAAGUAAUUCAUGUUCGGGAUGAAUUGUAUGAUUAUCUAUCAGACGGGCUUACCAGCCAGCCUGAAUUAGUGAAAGAGUUUGCAGAGGCUGUUCUUGUCGUUCAGAUUGAAGAGCUUGUGAAGAGAAUAGUUCCUGUUGUUAUUCCAAAGCUCAUUGUCUCUCAUCAGGAUAACGAUCAAGCAGUCAUCAUCUUGUAUGAAUUGGCAAAGUGUCUGAAAACAGAUAUGGUGCAGCUUGUUGUUACUUGGCUGCCUAAAGUGCUUGCCUUUGCACUCAAUGAGGCUGAUGGCCAGAAAUUACUCGCUGCUUUGAGAUUUUACCACGAACAUACAGGAUCUGGUAAGCAAGAAAUUUUUGCUGCUGCGUUACCUGCACUUCUUGAUGAACUUGUGUGCUUCACAGAAUGUGAUUCUGGUGAUCCAAGUAAAAGGCUGGAUAGAGUCCCUGAGAUAAUACAAGAGAUUGCAAGGAUUCUCGUAGGUAAUGAUGAUCUUCCUGGAUUUUUGAGAAAUCAUUUUGUUGGUCUUCUUAACAGUAUUGACAGAAAGAUGCUCCAUUCAGACGAUCUUUCACAACAAAAACAAGCCGUAAAACGUAUUGCAAUGCUGAUCAAUAUGAUGGGUUCACAUCUUGGUACUUAUGUUCCAAAACUUCUUGUUCUGCUCUUGCAUGCCAUUGGCAAGGAAGAACUCCAGGAUGAGGGUCUUUAUGUCUUGCAUUCUUUUAUCAAGCAAUUAAUAAAGAUGUCUCCAUCUUGUUGGAAACAUGUAAUUUCUCAAGUUUUUGCUGCUCUCAUCCCCUUGUUAGAGCAAGAGAAAGAAAAUCCUUCAAUAAAUUUGAGUAAAAUUGUGGAAAUCUUAGAGGAACUUGUGUGUGACAACAAAAGUAUCCUGAAUCAGCACAUCUGCGAGUUUCCUCUUCUUCCCAAUAUUCCUGCUCUUGCAAAGGUGAACAAAAUUAUGCAAGAAUCACGUGAAUCAUUAACAUUGAAGGAUCAACUACGUAAUAUCAUCGAUGGCUUAAACCAUGAGAAUUUAAACGUUAGGUAUAUGGUGGCUUGCGAGCUGAGCAAAUUGCUGAACCAGAGAAGGGAGGAAGUUACAUCCUUUGCCCUUGGUGAAGUGGGCUCAGAUAUUGAUGUUCUUAGUUCUUUGAUUAUCUCCUUGCUCAGAGGAUGUGCAGACGAAUCAAGGUCUUUGGUAGGGCAGCGACUAAAACUCGUCUGUGCUGAUUGUCUUGGAGCAGUAGGUGCAGUUGAUCCUGCUAAAGUUAAGGGUUUCACAAGCCGCCGUUUCAAAAUUGCAUGUUCAGAUGAUGAUCUGAUUUUUGAGUUAAUCCACAUGCAUCUGGCAAGGGCUUUUAGAGCUGCACCUGACACCAUUGUCCAAGACUCAGCUGCAUUGGCUAUACAGGAGCUGCUGAAAGUUGCAGGUUGUGAGGCAUCACUAGAUGAAAAUGUCACUGUUUCAAGAUUACCUACUAUCAAGUCUAAGGCUCAAAAGAUCUCUUCUUCUGAAACCAAGCGUAUCUGUGAUUCCAAUCAAGAGCAUACAAGGGGUCAAAGAUUAUGGGAUCGUUUCUCUGAUUAUAUAAAAGAGAUAAUUGCUCCUUGUUUAACCUCCAGAUUUCAGCUUCCAAAUGUCAUAGAUUCGGCUUCUUCUGGUCCUAUUUACCGGUCUUCAAUGUCAUUUAGAAGAUGGAUAUUUUUCUGGAUAAGAAAAUUGGCUGUUCAUGCAACUGGCUCUCGAGCAAGUAUCUUCAAUGCUUGUAGAGGUAUCGUACGGCAUGAUAUCCAAACAGCAAUUUACCUUCUUCCAUAUUUAGUGCUUGAUGUUGUUUGCUAUGGCUCUGAGGAGGCACGUCAAGGCAUUACGGAAGAGAUUUUAUCUGUUCUUGAUGCUGCCAUAUCAGGGAAGAGCAUUACUCCAGUUAAUACAGUCAGUUAUCGAAAAAGUGAAUUAUGUAUUCAGGCCGUGUUCACACUUCUUGAUAAUCUUGGUCAAUGGGUUGAUGAUGUUGAACAUGAUGUUGCAUUUUCCCAGACUCUUCAACCCAAUAACUCUAAGCAACAAGCUUCCAAGUUAAAGGAUCAGAUUAAUAAUUCUUCCAUUGAAGUAAACCAACUUCUGGUACAAUGUAAGUAUGUUUCUGAGCUUCUGGAUGCAAUUCCAAAAGUUACCCUAGCUAAGGCCUCCUUCAAGUGCCAAGCUUAUGCUAGGUCCUUGCAAUAUUUUGAGUGUCAAGUAAGGAACAUGUCAGGGUCGUUUAAUCCAGCAGCUGAGAGAAGUGGCAUAUUUGACGAUGAAGAUGUUUCUUUCCUGCUAGAAAUAUACAGCAAUAUGGAUGAGCCAGAUGGACUAUCAGGUUUGGUAUGUCUUCGGAAUACCAAAAGCUUACAAGACCAAUUAUUAAUAAACAAGAAAGCGGGAAAUUGGGCUGAAGUUCUGACCUCUUGUGAGCAGGCUUUGCAGAUGGAAUCCACUUCUGUGUAUAGGCAUUCAGAUGUCCUUGAUUGUCUGUUAAACAUGUGUCAUUUGCAGGCUAUGGUUACUCAUGUAGAUGGAUUGGUAUCGAGGGUUCCUCAGUAUAAGAAGACAUGGUGCAUGCAAGGUGUGCAAGCAGCUUGGAGGUUGGGAAAGUGGGAUAUGAUGGAUGAAUACCUUGAUGGAGCUGAUGGAGAUGGUUUACUUUGUAGCAGCUCAGAGAGUAAUGCUUCUUUUGAUAUGGAUGUUGCAAAGAUCCUUCAGUCAUUGAUGGAGAAAGAUCAAUUUGCUGUUUCUGAGAGAAUUGCACUUUCAAAGCAAUCUCUUAUUCCUCCUCUUGCUGCUGCAGGCAUGGACUCGUAUGCACGAGCUUAUCCAUUUAUUGUAAAACUUCAUAUGCUCCGGGAAAUGGAAGACUUCCAGACUCUACUUGCAGGUGAGUCUUUCUUGGAGAAAUCAUUCUAUCUGGGUGAGACUGGAUUUUCCAAAGUAGUAGAAAACUGGGAAAACCGCCUUAGAUUUACGCAACCAUCUAUCUGGACUAGGGAGCCACUGUUGGCCUUCCGUAAAUUGGUUUUUGGGGUGAGUGGUCUUGAUGCUCAAGUUGGGAACUGCUGGCUGCAAUAUGCAAAACUCUGUAGAUCAGCUGGUCAUUAUGAGACAGCAAAUAGAGUAAUUCUAGAGGCAAAAGCUUCAGGAGCACCGAAUGUUCAUAUGGAGAAGUCUAAACUUUUGUGGAGCACCAGGAGAUGUGAUGGCGCCAUUGCAGAACUUCAACAAAAUCUCCUUAAUAUGCCAGUUGAAGUUAUUGGUUCAGUUGCUUUGUCAUCAAUUACCAGUCUUUCUUUGGCACCCAUCAACCCUCUGCCUUUACAGUCUGAUUUGGAAGCUUUGAAUGAGAACUUAGAUGUUGCAAAGACACUGCUCUUAUACUCAAAGUGGAUCCAUUAUACUGGGUUGAAGCAGAAGGAGGAUGUUAUAGCCCUUUAUUCUAGAGUGAAGGAACUACAACCUAACUGGGAGAAAGGAUAUUUUUAUUUGGCUAAAUACUGUGAUGAGUUGCUUGUUGAUGCUAGAAAGCGACAGGAAGAGAAUCUUGAACCAGGUUACAGAAUGGCACUCUCAAACCCUUCAACUUCAGCUUCUGCAUGUCUAAAUUCUGAAAAGCGUUGGUGGUCAUACCUUCCCGAUGUGUUGUUAUUCUAUGCAAAAUGUCUUUUCAAAGGCCAUAAGAAUCUCUUUCAGGCUCUUCCAAGGUUGUUAACCCUGUGGUUUGACUUUGGGAGCAUUUAUCAAAGAAGUGGUUCAUCGACAAACAAAGAUAUGAAAGAUAUUCAUGGAAAGGUAAUGAGAGUAAUGCGAGGAUGUAGGAAAGAUUUGCCAACAUAUCAGUGGUUAACAGUUCUUCCUCAACUGGUGUCUAGAAUUUGUCACCAAAACGAAGAUAUUGUUCGUUUGGUAAAAGAUAUUAUCACUUCUGUUUUACAGCAGUAUCCACAGCAAGCAUUUUGGAUUAUGGCAGCUGUUUCAAAAUCCACAGUAACAUCAAGGAGAGAAGCUGCUGCAGAAAUCAUACAAUCUGCACGUAGAAGACUAAGUCGGGGAAGCUCUAAUGAUAAUUUGUUUGUACAGUUUCCUGCUCUAGUUGACCAUUUAAUCAAGUUAUGUUUCCAUCCUGGGCAAACAAAGGCCAAGACGAUCAAUCUUUUAACCGAGUUCAGUUCCUUGAAGAGGAUGAUGCCACUAGAUAUUAUAAUGCCCAUCCAACAAUCCCUCACUGCCAACCUUCCAACAUACAGCGCUAAUCUGACGGACUCACUUAAAUCCAAUAUCUUUUCAGCUACAGAACUUCCUACUAUAUUAGGAAUUACAGAUGAAGCCGAGAUACUUUCAUCUCUUCAGAAGCCAAAGAAAAUAAUUCUACUUGGAAGUGAUGGCAUUGAACGUCCUUUCCUAUGCAAACCUAAGGAUGACCUCCGUAAAGAUGCGCGCAUGAUGGAGUUCAAUGCGAUGAUAAAUCGAUUAUUGACUAAGGGCAGAGAAAGUCGCCGUCGGAAGCUUUAUAUUCGCACAUUUGCAGUGAUCCCACUAACAGAGGACUGUGGAAUGGUUGAAUGGGUGCCUCAUACUCGUGGGCUCAGACAAAUCCUUCAAGACAUCUAUAUAAGCUGCGGCAAAUUCGACAGACAAAAGACUAACCCCCAAAUAAAAAAAAUCUAUGAUCAAUGUCAGGGUAAAAUGCCAGAAGACGAGAUGCUGAGGAACAAAGUACUUCCCAUGUUCCCUCCAGUUUUCCAUAAAUGGUUUUUGAAAACAUUUCCUGAACCGGCUGCCUGGUUCAGGGCUCGAGUUGCUUAUGCACACACUACUGCAGUUUGGUCAAUGGUUGGACAUAUCGUGGGCUUGGGGGAUAGACAUGGUGAAAAUAUACUCUUUGAUUCCACCACAGGAGAUUGUGUUCAUGUUGACUUUAGUUGCUUAUUUGACAAAGGCUUGCAAUUGGAGAAACCUGAGCUUGUACCUUUUAGAUUGACCCAGAACAUGAUCGAUGGAUUGGGCAUCACUGGUUAUGAGGGCAUUUUUUUGAAGAUAUGUGAAAUUACACUUUCUGUUCUAAGGGAGAACAGGGAAACCCUAAUGAGCAUCCUUGAGACAUUCAUUCAUGACCCUCUAGUGGAAUGGACUAAGUCUCACAAGUCUAGUGGCGUAGAAGUUCAGAACCCUCAUGCACAGCGUGCUAUCAGUAACAUAGAAGCACGGCUUCAAGGAGUUGUUGUUGGUGUUGGAGCCGCCCCAUCUUUGCCUCUUGCUGUAGAAGGACAGGCUCGUAGAUUGAUUGCUGAAGCAGUUUCUCACAAGAACCUUGGAAAGAUGUACAUAUGGUGGAUGUCUUGGUUUUAAGAAUUAACUGCUCCUUGUGGAAGAUAGGAAUCCGGUUGGUUGGUUGCUCAUGGUGGAGACGAAGGUAUGUUCUCCAACUCUUGGGAGGAAAUCAUUAUAUUCUUAUAUAAUGGUAAUGAUGUAAAUAUAAAAUUAUAAUCUUAUGUUUUGAGGAGAAAUGGCUGAAUGUAGAUAAUCUUAGCAACAUUCGAGUAUAAAACUCUGUUUUGUUUUUGUUUCUUCAAUAUCACGUCUCAAAUGAGGUAAAGUUUGUACAAUAGACAUCCCUAUAGUUUGUUGUUUUAUUUUGAGGUUCUCUAAUUAUAUCCA